Molecule: messenger RNA, 3416 nt
Organism: Oryzias latipes (Japanese medaka)
Lineage: Eukaryota; Metazoa; Chordata; Actinopteri; Beloniformes; Adrianichthyidae
Gene: prickle3
Product: prickle homolog 3
Molecular function (GO): zinc ion binding
Source: RefSeq, a predicted model, not a curated record
UUCAUCUUCAUGACAAACUCGUUAGCAAAGACGGAGUGAACAGUCCGGGAUAGUUAGAGUAAGUAGCGCAGCAUGUAGUUGACUGCUGGACUGCUUUCAGAGAUUGGAGCUCGGUGUUCGUCUGCGUUGUCUCGUUAUCCUCAUCGUGAAGAACCUCUCGGUUCACGUCAUGUUCCUGCGCGGGUCCAAAAAGCGGCGGUCGAACCGCUCGCAGGAGGAAGAGGAUCCAGACAGAGGCCAGCCCUGCAUGCGUUGUGGAGACCAGUGCCCCGGCUUCCGUCUCCACGGAUGGAGGAAGAUCUGUGUGCACUGCAAGUGCGUGCGGGAGGAGCACGCGGUGCGCUCGGUGCCCGGGCAGCUGGAGAAGAUCAUGAACAAGCUGGUGUCAGACUUCCAGAGGCACUCCAUCUCCGACGACGACUCGGGAUGCGCCUCCGAGGAGUACGCCUGGGUCCCACCUGGACUCAAGCCCGAACAGGUAUACCAGUAUUUUAGCUGCCUACCAGAGGACAGGGUGCCUUAUGUCAACAGCCCAGGAGAGAGAUACCGAAUCAAGCAGCUGCUGCACCAGCUCCCGGCCCACGACAGUGAGCCGCAGUACUGCAACUCUUUGGAUGAGGAUGAGAAAAAGGAGCUGCGUCUGUUCAGUCAACAGAGGAAACGAGAAAACCUGGGCAGAGGCGCCGUCAGGCUGUUCCCCGUGACCAUGGCUGGAGCCAUCUGCCAGCAGUGCGGCAGACAGAUCUGCGGGGGAGAUAUCGCUGUGUUUGCCAGUCGGGCUGGUCAGGGCAGCUGCUGGCACCCCCAGUGCUUCCAGUGCUCGUCCUGCAGCGAGCUGCUGGUGGACCUGAUCUACUUCUACCAGGACGGACAGAUCUACUGCGGCCGCCACCACGCCGAGAGGCUGAAGCCUCGCUGCCAAGCCUGCGAUGAGAUCAUUCUGGCAGAUGAAUGCACAGAGGCAGAGGGACGGUACUGGCACAUGAAGCACUUCUGCUGCUUCGACUGUGAGGCUGCGCUGGGCGGUCAGCGCUACAUCAUGAGGGAGUGUCGACCGUACUGCUGCUCCUGCUACCAGUCCCUGUAUGCUGAGUCGUGUGACACCUGCGGGGAACACAUAGGUAUCGAUCAGGGUCAGAUGACCUAUGAGGGCCAGCACUGGCACGCGGUGGAGGCAUGUUUCUGCUGCGCCCGUUGUCGGUUGCCUCUCCUGGGUCGGCCUUUCCUUCCACGGAAGGGACUCAUCUUCUGCUCCAGAUCUUGCUCGCUUGGUGAUGACCCCAACAACUCGGACUCCUGUGACUCGGCUCUUCAGAGCAGAUCGCCUCCUCACAACAGACGGUGGGCAGGACACCAUAAAUUACAGUGUGGUUCUCCACUACAGCCGCUAGAGGGCGCCAGACCCUCUUUAACACCCACAAACGACUCCAUUCAGUUUACAGAGGAAAACAGAGGUGUUCAUUGCACUGCUCCAGUUUUGAAUGGAGUUCCUUCAUCCAGUGGUCGUCUUCAUCCCAGAGGCUCCUACUCACCUCUGCCCCACAUUCAUCUAGGGAAUGGCUUGGGACCGUCCUGGCCCAGUGACAUCCCUCAGUACAGUUUACCUCCCAGAGAGGUGGCGGUCCGACCUGCAGGCAACGGUCUGGAGCUUCAGGGAGUUCUGAAGGACAGCACAGCUCUGAAUGGUUGUAAUUUAAGAGGAACCUUGACGGAUAAAGAGUGCAGAAACUGGGUGGAAAAGACUAAUCAAGCCAUGCAAGCAUCUCCUCCUCAUAAACACUUCCUUGUUAACCCUCUCAUUUCAUUAGAUUCUCCUCCCCUUUCAUCAAGAAACAGCCCCACCCUCCCACCUCCCUUGCCCAUUAAGUCUCGUGACUUGAUAUCACGAGAUUCGCCUCCUCCGACCCUUUCCCAGCCCGAAGAUCGACCUCACGAGUCCCCGCCCCCGCUGGCUUGCAGCGGCACAGCCAGAGUCAGCUUCAGAGAACCAAUUAGCAGCAGCUACUCCGUGGAAGAGGACGGCGAUGAAGAUGAGAAUGCAGACGUACUUCUGCAAGAGGGCCAGGAGAGGCAGCAGGAAGAAGAGGAAGAGGAGGAGGAAGGAGGUUUUGGGAGCAGGCUGCAUCUGCAGAAAGGAAUCCCCCCAAAGAUGGACCUGCUGGAUGGUUCUUCAUACCAGCAACGGAAUCUGAGGCGCGGAGCGAACCGCUGUCGCAUUCCUUCAGAUUCUGCUCUCCGCCCAGGGUCAGACAGGCGCUCCCGAAGCUCGCGGCGUGAGCGGCCCCGGCUGGACGCCCUGGACUGGAAAGGCGAAACCGAAAGAGACGGCCGGGGACCCUCCAGCACUCCGUCCCUGACCCUCCAGCUGGGACAGUUCAAACAUGAGGACUCUUGCUCCACUUGCUCCUCGUCCUCUGAGGAAGAGGAAGAGGGCUUCUUCCUCGGACAGCGCAUUCCUCUGCCGCCACAGCUUCAAAAGCAGCAGGCUGAGGAGAGCCACAGCAGAGAGUCACAGGAGAAGGACUGGGGGCUGAGAGGAAGCAUAAGAAGAAGAGCUCUCAGCCAGAGUGCAAAAGAAAAAGAGAAAAAUUGUUCUGUGUCCUAAUCACUCUUUGUAAACAUCAAAACACUUUGGGGUUUAUUUCAGCUAGAGUAAGAACAGUGGAUGUUUUUAUUCUAGUGUGGAUCUAGGUCUGAUGUUAGCUCAGGUAUGAAAGCUUACCUUCCAAAGGUGAGCCACACCCAUCAUUUCAGACACACAAAGGGAAGUAACACAACAACCUUGUAUUACUUUGAAGAAUUACAAAGCAGAAAACUUCUAGCAGUCAUGAAUGUGGAGUGAUUGUUGUGACUUGUCCUCCAGUUGCUUUGAACUGGCUGCUGAGAACAUGUUCUUGACUCAGAUACCACAAUUACUCACCUACGGAAACAUGCAGCGGCACUUUGGACACUGGGCCAGUUUUACAAUCAUCAUGGAUCUGUCCACGAUCUUGUUUGAACAAACUAAGCAUACAGAAACUUGUAAACACACAGCUAACAUGUAUGAAUAUGUUUUUAAAUGACAACUCAACUUGGAUCCAACCACACACUAAUCUCAGACUUCCCACAAAAAGCUGCAACCAUGAUUGUGUUAGAAUAAAUUGGCCAUUGGUAUGUAUUUUCAGUGUGUUGUACUUUCUAAAUAAAAAGAAAAAUCCAUUUACCAAGAAGAAGCUGAAAACCCAACAUGUGAACUCCAGACAGGAAGGUCCCAGCCGGGGUUCAAUCCAGGGCUCCUCACUGUGAGACCAGAGUGCCAACCACUGCACCACCGUGUUCUUGUAGCUUUUAUAUUUAGCAUAUGUUCUAAAAUAGGAUUCAAACUUCAGAUGGAAUACAUUAAAACGAGGUUGUGAAUUGAAGCAUUUACAAUUGAA